Molecule: messenger RNA, 2470 nt
Organism: Thamnophis elegans (Western terrestrial garter snake)
Lineage: Eukaryota; Metazoa; Chordata; Lepidosauria; Squamata; Natricidae
Product: caspase-6-like
Exons: 8
Coding region: 497-1429 (310 amino acids)
Biological process (GO): apoptotic process; proteolysis
Cellular component (GO): cytoplasm
Source: RefSeq, a predicted model, not a curated record
AUAUUUCGGUGUCACCCCUGCAAUCUACCCCAAUCAGUCCCACGCAAAUCCUGAAUGGAUUUGUGGAUAAAUCCUUCACUUUGCCAGCUUUAAAACCACAAGGAGGUACUUAGGGAAAACCUGCUAGCUCUUUGGGGACCUUGAGUCGGUGUCCUCAGACAGAUACUUUCUCCCUUCAGGCUAUCCCAGCCUCCUUUGCUCCUUUAUUAUAGGAAGCGGCAAGGCGUGUUUAUUACUCUCCGCAAACCUCCGGCCUCGGUGAGUUUCUCCCACGCCUCCCAGGCCAAAGCAGAGGGCCGAGCCUGUCCUUGGAGGACUGAGACCAGCGCUCAGCCCGCCCAGCCGUGAUAAGAGCAAGCAGGGAGAGUUGAGGAGAAGGAGGCGCCCCUUUCGCAGGGGAGGAGAAGAGGGCAGGCAGGGGAGGACUGGGGGUAAUAACAUCGCCGGGAGGGCGAGGGAGACUGUCUGAAGGCAGUGAGGGAGCCGAAGCGCAGCCAUGGCAAGCGCCAAGAAGCGUGGCGCCAAGAAGCGUGGCACCAAGUCCUCAGAAAUCCAUGUGGACAGCAAGAAUAUACUACAAUGCAAAGAUGAACAGCAGAACAUCACUGAAAAAGACGCCCUUGGUGAAAGGACCAGCCUAUUUGAUCCAUCUGUGGAAUACAAAAUGAAACACAAGAGAAGAGGACUUGCUUUGAUCUUCAAUCAUGAGAGGUUUUGCAAGUGCUUGGAGUUACCAGAAAGACGUGGUACUCAUGUUGACCAAGAUAAUCUGAACCGCAGGUUGACUGAACUUGGAUUUGAAGUGAGAUGUUUUGAUGACCUUAGGAAAAAAGAAAUAAAGGAAAAAAUUUCUAAUGCGUCCAAAGAGCAGCAUGACGAUGCCGAUUGCUUUAUGUGCGUUUUCCUGAGCCAUGGAAAAAAUAACAAAGUUUACGCUUAUGAUGGUAAAAUAAAGAUACAGGAUCUGACCGAUAUGUUCAGAGGUGAUGAAUGCUCUAGUCUGAUAGGAAAGCCAAAAAUAUUCAUAAUUCAGGCAUGCAGAGGAGAAAAACGUGAUGAUCCGGUCUUUCCUAACGAUCCGGUUGAUAGCGUUACAGACCGCUCACUUGUCAAUGAAACCGAAGUUGACGCUGCUGCAGUUUAUUCUUUACCUGCUGGUGCUGAUUUCCUCAUGUGUUAUUCUGUGGCAGAAGGUUUCUAUUCCUACCGGGAGACUCUAUAUGGUUCUUGGUAUAUUCAAGAUCUGUGUGAGAUGAUACAAGAGCAUGGUACUUCCCUGGAAUUCACAGAAUUACUGAUGCUUGUUAACAGGAAGGUAUCACAUCGCAGGGUAGAUAAAAGCAGAAAUAUUGCUAUUAUAGGGAAAAAGCAGAUCCCUUGCUUUGCUUCAAUGUUAACUAAAAAACUGUACUUUUACCCCAAAUCAUAGCAGCAUGAUGGAGUAAUUAUUAUUUUUGGCUACAUAGGUUGUGGCAGUGGUGUGCUUUGCAGGAAUCAAAACAUAAAGAAUACCGUACUGUUAAAAUAGAUCAAUUUUAUAUCCACUUAUCUAAAAUAUGCUGCAUUAAACUCAAUGAGAGUUGAUUCUGAAUAGACAUAUAGAAUUGUACCGAUAAUUUAAAAUGUGUGUUUAGUUAGUAUAUAGUCUAUUACUUAAACUCAGAUCUUCAGGAAAUGGUUAAUUAAAAUCAUUAGAUGAGCAGAUCCAUGCAAUAAAAAUCACAGACAAUAAUUGCAGACUCGAAAUGGCAAACAGAAAUACAAAUUCUGCAUUAAAAAUGGAAAAAAACAACUGUGAAGUGUAAUAACUCAGUCAGAAAUACUUUUUAUACAGUCUUUGAACUAGUUAGCUAUUCUGCUAUGCUCAGGGAAUUUUAAAAAUAGGUUCAGACUUGACAUUGGGAUAAUAAAGGAAGAGUUAAACAAACUUUAUCUGUCUUUAGGUUUUACAUUUCAUAAUGGAUGUUAUAAUGGAUAUUUUGUACUAAUUGCUAAAUUUUUAUACUUUUGUUUCAACAUAGAUAGUAAUUGUCUUGUGAGAAUCAUUUUCUUAAUCUGUUUGUACUGCGUAAAUGUUCCCCACCCACUUUAAUAUUUUGGAAAAAUGAAUUAUGCGACCAAUAUGAUAUUGUGAUUUCUUCAGUUUUACAAGCUUCUGCUAACUUGUGGAUUACUGCAACUUAACCGAAACAUUUACAUUAAUUUGUGCCUGUGAAAAACCUGUUUUCAUAAAUCAUUCAGGUGGUAUGUAUGCUACAUAUGUAACUUAUUACAGCAUUGAGAUAUUUUGUGCAAGUGUGAAAGGAAUGUUUUCUUAAGAUCAUAAACAGAACACCCAGAAGACAUCCAAAACUACUAUCUGUUUUUAUUUAGCUCAUUAUGAAAAUUACAUUCAAAUAUCGGAAUCCCAGAAUAAAACCAUCCUUUAAAAACAUUGUCUUGUUUUAUUAAGAAUGGAUUGGCCAUCCAA